Closterium sp. NIES-65 is the source of this 1005-nucleotide messenger RNA. Lineage: Eukaryota; Viridiplantae; Streptophyta; Zygnematophyceae; Desmidiales; Closteriaceae. The record is from the annotation of a GenBank genome assembly.
AUGCAGGCCGAACCAGACGACAGCGACAAGCAGCCAUUCACCAUUCACACGAAUGGCUCCUUAAUAAGGCUUGCUGAAUUAGCAGAACCAAACAAAGAAGUAGCGGCUCUGGAGCACAGGUUGGCGGACACAGGAGCGGAGGCUGUCAGUGUCGAGCGCCCUCACGAGUCCUCCAGCUUCUUGGUAUCCCUGCCUUCCUCCGCCCUCACUGCUCUUUCCACCACGGCCAACGGCCUGCAAGCUGCUGUGAGCGACAUACAGUCAGCUGUGAUUGACAUUGGGUCGGCUGCAAAUAGCAUCCAGUCAGCGGUGAAUGGUAUUGGGUCGGCUGUGAAUGGCAUCCAAGCUGAAAUUCGCCGGUACCCUUCCAGCCUGCCUGCCUCUGCCUCCUCUCUCCUCAACAACGCCAUCUCUGACCUCCAGGAUGCAUGGCAGGCAGUGGCGCAGGAGAGUGACGAGAGAGCUCGUCAGUUGACUGGCUUAGUGGUAUCUGAAACCAUGCUUCCGCAGCAAAAUGAGAAGAAUCGGUUGCAGCAGGCAGUCCAGCAGAAGCAGCCAAGUGCAACGAGGGCGGAGCAAUCACAAGAGCAAAAACAAGAAGCCUCAAUGGCGGGACAGCAACCGCAGGAGCAGCAGCAGCAGCAGCAGCAGCAGCAGCAGCAGCAGCAGCAGCAGCAGCAGCAGCAGCAGCAUGGAUUGCCAGGCCAAGUGGCGUUGGAGCGACCAUUCUAUGCGUACAUAUCAAAUGUGUGCGUAUCAAACAAAUUCAGGCGACAAGGGAUUGCUGCAGCUCUCAUGCGUGCUGCAGCUGAUGUUGCAGCAGAAUGGGGUGCUGAAGAGGUAUAUGUCCAUGUUCAUGCAUCAAACACAGCUGCACAUCACCUCUACCACCAGCUGGGCUAUCAGAGCUCCAGGCCAAAGGUCAUCUGCACCCAUCGUCAAGCUGCUGUCUGUGCUGCUGCCAGCGUUGGGAACGUGAGUAGGCUGAGGUAUAGGAACAUUUGA